Molecule: messenger RNA, 2866 nt
Organism: Notolabrus celidotus (New Zealand spotty)
Lineage: Eukaryota; Metazoa; Chordata; Actinopteri; Labriformes; Labridae
Gene: prph2b
Product: peripherin 2b (retinal degeneration, slow)
Exons: 3
Coding region: 294-1322 (342 amino acids)
Biological process (GO): visual perception
Cellular component (GO): membrane
Source: RefSeq, a predicted model, not a curated record
UCAAGCAGCUGAGAGCUUAAACAGCAGGUUUAUGCAGAAAUUUAUUCUUAAUUUAAUGGCAGACCGCUCUGCCCCCUCUUCAGCAUGGACUGUCCUGAUCUGCAGAUCGGCAGUAUGGGUCUAAAACCAGGAGUUCUGGUGGAGUCGGAUUCAGCUGCUUUUUCCUGGAACCAAUCUAAACUCUAAAACUUGGAUUCUCACCUUGAUCGCCAAAGGAAAUCCUUUUCUUCUUGAUCCCUGAUUCUGAGUGAUUGUUUAUUUUAGUUGAGUGUUGCUUUCAAACCAAAGUCAAAAUGCCGUUCAUGCCAGUGAAGUUCAACCUGCAGAAGCGGGUGAAGCUGGCCCAGGGUCUGUGGAUGAUCUACUGGUUCUCGGUCAUUGUAGGGAUCCUAAUCUUCAGCCUCGGCAUCUUUUUUAAGAUCGAGCUGCGAAAAAGAAGCGAGAUGAUGGACAAUAAUGAGAGCCACUUAGUGCCCAACCUGCUGAUCCUGGUUGGUUUAUUGUCCUGCGGGCUCAAUGCCUUUGGAGGGAAGGUGUGCCACGACUCUCUGGACCCGGUCAAAUUCGCCAAGUGGAAGCCAAUGCUGAAGUCGUACCUGCUGCUGUGCUGUGGCUUCAACGCUUUGCUGCUGGUGACAGGGCUGCUCUGCUUCCUCAUGCAGUUUGCUGUGUACCUGACGCUGGCUGAGGGCCUGAAGAAUAGUAUCAAGUUCUACAAGGACACGGACACGCCUGGACGUUGCUUCAUGAAGAGGACACUUGACAUGACACAGAUCGAGUUCCGCUGCUGUGGAAACAACAACUACAGGGACUGGUUUGAGGUGCAGUGGAUCAGCAACCGCUACCUGGACAUGAGCAACGAUCUAGUCAAAGACCGGGUCCUCAGUAACGUGGAGGGGAAGUACCUGAUGGACAGCGUACCGUUCAGCUGCUGUAACCCCGGUUCCCCUCGGCCCUGCAUCCAACACCACCUGACCAAUAACUCCGCCCACUACGACUAUGACCACCGCAUUGAGGAGCUCAACAUCUGGACCCGGGGCUGCCGGGAAGCCCUCUUCUCCUACUUCAGCAGCAUGAUGUCCAGCAUUGGAAUGCUUGUCUUCGGAGCCAUCCUUCUGGAGUCUGGGGACAUGGCAGGUUUGAAGUACCUCACCACGGCUCUGGAGACAAUGGAGGACCCAGAGAACCCGGAGUGUGAGAGUGAAGGCUGGCUGCUCGAGAAGGGUGUGAAGGAGACCUUCAGCGAUUUCUUCACCAAGAUGAAGUCUCUGGGGAAGACAAACCAGGUGGACGAGGGAGGGGAAGCACAGGAGGCCACCUGAGAGCCCUGCCCCCCAUAAAGGACUGAGGUCUCCCCCCUCUCCCCCCGCCUCCACCCACCUCUCCCAUUGAUAACAGGGAGCACGAGAGUAGAGGUCUCCUCCACCAUCUGUUCAUACGCCAUCAUACAUGAGUAUCAAUACAACAUGUGUACUAGUCUCACACACACACGCCAUACACACGCUACACACACGCCACACACACACACACACACACACACAAACAAAUUCAAAGUGAACAAGCUGUCUAAAGUAAAUGUGAAUGUUUUCCAUUCUGUAAAUAUGUUGAACAGAGUUUAUUUUUAAACCAGAGGAACAGAAAACUACUGCUGUAAAUACAACGCCUGGGUUUUUAAAAUUAUAUCAAUCUUCAAAGAUUCAAAAUUAAAUCCCCCCCUCACGCCCCCCACCCCCAAAACGUCUCUGCUUCCUGUCAGACACCAACAGGCCUGAAAGCAUCAACACCUGUCUUUACUGAAGCCCAACCGAUACGGCACUGAUCUGGGAUCAGCUGGCUGUAGCUCGUCACACAGAUAUCAAACAGGGUGAGAUCCACCAGAGACUGUCCUGCAGUCUGCCAGCAGACAGCAUCAAGUACAAACAUCUUUAUAAACAUGAAUUAUUAUAAACCUGAAUGAUUCCUGCCAAACAUAUUUGUUUAUGUGGAAGACUAACUACUUUUAUCAUCAGCUGUUUUUAUGUCACGAUUUGUUAUCUGUGUGUCAGACUAUCGGUCGCUCUCUGGUCUUUACUGUGUGACCUCUGCCACGCCUGGUUGACUCGGAAACAGACGGCCAAACAUCUGGAUGAACCAGAUAAAAAGCAGGUAUUUACAGAGGUAAAUACACAGGGGAAAGCAGGGCCACACUGAAGUACUGCAGAGGUACACUGGAGCAUAAAGGUAGAUAUUCAUGAAGUAGGAGGGUUCAUUCAGCUUAAUGUUUGUUUUUUAUAGAGACUUUAUGAUGUUUUCAUGUCAUCAGAAAACAUCAUAAAGUCUUAACCUUCAUGGAUUGUUUGUGAACUAUGCUUUGUUUACGAUCACGGCCUCAGUUUAUUAGCUAACGCUAAUACCAACAUCUGUUACCUUAAUGUGAUUGGUAGAGCGUGAUGGGUCAGGGCUGAACUUGCAGACUGAGUUCAGGGAAAGAAGUCCAGUUGUGGCCGUCUGGUUCCCUGUCAGAGUGACGCUGGUUCAGACCGAGACAGGAACUUUUUUAUACUCUAACAAUGCAGCCGAGCCAACACAAGCUUUGAUGAGGAAGUCCGUCUUCAAGGAUCAGUGUUUACUCAGUUUAAACAACAGGAAGCUGUGUCCAAGAGUGUGUGUGGAUCUGGUCUGUGUUCAGUUUUACAGAGGUAACGUCAGAUAAGAUAGUAUUUACAGAGUAUCUCAGUCGUCUGUGACAGGUUGUUUUAUUUGUAUGUUUCUGUUUUUCUUCUAAUAUGGACAGUUGUAAAGAUUUCAGCCAGUUGUUGUGGGUUGGUCGGAGCUUGUAGUCGCUCCGCUGUGUACGAUAAUACCUAUAAAAAGAUUGUGAAUGACA